AUGGCUCAGUUUGAUUUCAUUCAAAUGUUGGAAAAUAUCCAAAAAUUCCGCAUCAAUGAGAUACUCACUGUUCCACCCAUCAUGAUUGCGCUAGCAGAACACCCCCUGGUGAAGAAAUAUGAUCUCAGUCGCUUGGAGUCAAUUGGAUUCGGAGCUGCUCCACUACGAAGAGAAAUCAGUGAGGAAGUCGAGUCCAUGUUUCCUCCGGGGAAACUCAAUGUCAUGCAGGGCUGGGGUAUGACCGAGACAACCUGUACUAUUCUUUGCUGGGAUCCAAAUGAACGAAGCACGAGUUCAUCGGUGGGAGAGCUAAAUUCCAAUUGCGAGUGUAAGAUGAUGGCCGAGGGUGGUGUGACAGAGCUCGGCGAGAACCAAAGAGGUGAAAUAUGGGUCAGAGCCCCCAAUGUCAUGAAUGGCUACUGGAACAAACCGGAAGUAACCAGGGAAACUUUGACGGAAGAUGGAUGGCUCAAAGCCGGAGACAUCGGACGAUCGCCAAAUAUGUGCACCUCAUCGAGUAAAGAGCUGUUGGUGCUUGCGUUGGAACUUAUCAAGGUGAAGGGAAACCAGGUUGCCCCUACAGAGUUAGAAGGGGUGCUUCUCGAGCACCCAUCAGUCGCAGAUGCAGCUGUCAUUGGCAUAACCAGGGACGGUGAAGAGUAUCCACGGGCAUAUAUAACCUUGAAAGACGGUGCAAAGGCAGCCGCAAAAGCAAUAAUCGAUUACAUGAAGCAAAACGUUGCUCCCACGAAACGAAUCACUGGCGGAGUAGUGUUUGUCAAGGAUAUCCCUAAGAAUCCAUCAGGAAAGGUCCUUAGAAAAGUUCUAAGAGAGAGAGCUGCCCAGGAGCUUCAAAGCGAACGACUCCAGGUAUCUGCCAAACUUUAA
This is a messenger RNA of Trichophyton rubrum CBS 118892, 888 nucleotides long. RefSeq lists its product as uncharacterized. Gene Ontology annotation, molecular function: CoA-ligase activity. The record is from RefSeq and is a predicted model, not a curated record. NCBI's taxonomy places the organism in Eukaryota, Fungi, Ascomycota, Eurotiomycetes, Onygenales, Arthrodermataceae. The coding region runs from base 1 to 888 and encodes 295 amino acids. Gene Ontology annotation, biological process: secondary metabolic process. The transcript is spliced from 4 exons.